AUGUCUUCACCUCCGCUUCAAGGAGAGUUGGUGCCACAUCCUGGGUUUUCGCCGUUUUGCGCGCCCAAUGCGGCUACCGCCUUCCAUGGCGGCUACGGAUCCCUGGGUGCUGGGGUGCCCGGAAAUCCUUAUGCGUUUCCGGGAGUAUUCUACCAUUCAAUGGACAUCAACCGCGCUUACGCAAUGCGGAUGAUGGAGGAGUUGCAACGCCGGGAGCAGCCACAGAAGCCGCCGUACAGCUAUAUCGCACUCAUCGCCAUGGCCAUCAAGAGCGCACCUGACCGGAAGAUCACUUUGAACGGCAUUUACCAGUUUAUCAUGGAGCGUUUCCCGUAUUACCACGAUAACAAACAAGGCUGGCAGAACAGUAUCCGGCACAACCUCAGUUUGAAUGACUGUUUUGUGAAAGUUUCGAGGGAAAAGGGGAAACCAGGAAAAGGGAACUACUGGACGCUGGACACCAACUGCGAGGAGAUGUUUGAAAAGGGUAACUACCGCAGACGCAAAAGGAGGGUUAAAAUUCCAAUGAAGGAUGCUCAAGGAAAUGACAUUAAUGACGGAAAAUAUGAAACUGUUGGUGAUGAUGGAUCGGACGUUGAUUCCCUUGAUGAACUGAAUGUAACUUCAGGAGAUGAAGAUGAAAAAGACUCAAGGAAGAAGGACGUGUCCGCAGUGUCUUCUGUGAAUGAUAGUGGAAUAGCUGUUGGUGGAAGCAGCGCAUCGGAGGACGAACAUUCGAGGGAUUCAACUGAUGUUGCAUUAUGUUUUAAAAAUAGAUAUGACUGUGAUAGGGCGAUAGACGAUGGAAAACAAGCCGUUGGGCCUGAUCUUCCUGUGCGGAGUCAUUUCGGCGGAAUUAAACGAAAACUUUUCACUAUUGACAGUAUUAUGGGUGUUGACAGAAACGAUUGCAAAGAAAAUUCAGCAAAUGAAUUUAAUUUCAAAACCACAGAAAAUUCUGCAGAAAAUGGGAUCGAGCGCCCAGCCAAAAGACAGAAAACCGAUAUAUAUGACAAAAUUCCGAGCCCGCCUCCAAAAAUUAUAGACCUGAAGGGCGGAAACAUGAGCACUCUUCAAUUGUCGCUGGCCAGCGGUCUCUAUGGCAUGGGAUUACAGCAGAUGUACGCCAACAUUCCCUCGCCUUACAGCCUCGCCCCUCAGAUGUGGGCUUCCGGAUUCCCCGCGGCCGCCUCAUCGGCGGCGGCCAUGCACGACCUCCUGUUUCAGCAGGGAUCACGGCAGCUCGUUGGAGGAUUUCCCGGAAGAAGAAGCAGCUUGUCGCCAAGCGACAGUCUGGAUUCGCCACGCGCUUUGCACGUGCAAACCGCGCCUCUGCACUCCACACCUCGAAUCCAGUAAAAUUCGUAGUUCUUGUCUAAGAGUGUGUAUCGUCCUUGCUAUUAUUAUAACUGAUACAUGUUCACAAAUAAUUGUGUGUUUCUAAACAGUAUCUGUUUUUCGUUACGUUUAACUCUUUUUAUGACUUCUUUAAUUGAAAAGCUAGUUAGAGGACAUUUAAUAUGACGCUGUCACUGCCAAAAAAAUAAUAAUAAG
Messenger RNA from Mya arenaria, 1554 nucleotides. RefSeq lists its product as uncharacterized. The transcript has a single exon. Gene Ontology annotation, molecular function: RNA polymerase II cis-regulatory region sequence-specific DNA binding; DNA-binding transcription factor activity, RNA polymerase II-specific. Gene Ontology annotation, biological process: anatomical structure morphogenesis; regulation of transcription by RNA polymerase II; cell differentiation. Bases 1 to 1359 code for a protein of 452 amino acids. The record is from RefSeq and is a predicted model, not a curated record. Lineage: Eukaryota; Metazoa; Mollusca; Bivalvia; Myida; Myidae.